This is a messenger RNA of Humulus lupulus (European hop), 1020 nucleotides long. Its product is annotated as RING-H2 finger protein ATL70-like. The coding region runs from base 287 to 832 and encodes 181 amino acids. The transcript has a single exon. The record is from RefSeq and is a predicted model, not a curated record. Lineage: Eukaryota; Viridiplantae; Streptophyta; Magnoliopsida; Rosales; Cannabaceae.
UACCAUAACUAAACAAGCAAAUCACAUUUUAUUUUACACAGAACUUUUUCUAGUUACAUACACGACGAGGGACACCCGGACAGGUGAGUUUUCCAUAUGGCUAGCUAGCAAGAAACUUUCACAAAUAUAAAAUUAUUUUAAUUUACAUAUUUUUCUGUAUCACAUUUAAUAAUAAUAAAAUAUUUAUCUAUUUUUUCCCACUUCUCAAUUCAUAACAUUUAAACCCCAAAAAAUAGUCAGAAAAAAAAAAAAAACAAACAAAGACACAGAAUAGCAGACCCGCAUCAUGAACAACAACCCGCUGAGCCCGGACGACGACGUUUCACCAAAUCUAGGCGGAUUCAGGUACGGCAUAGGAGUCUCAGUCGGAGUUUUGAGUCUAAUCAUAAUCGUAACCCUCUUAUCCUACUUCUGCACCCGAAGGACACGCUUAUCCCGGCCCCCAAACAGAACCGCAGCCCUCGUCGUCAUCACCAAUAGUAGCGACUUCGAUCAGGAUCAUCAGGCCGAGCAGGGCUUAGACGACGCCGUUUUGAACAGCUUCCCUAAGGUUAUGUACGAUCAGGCUAAGGUCCACAUGAAUAAGGGAUCCAACGGUCGAAAUCAUCAGUCGUCUACGACGGGUUCCAGUUGCUCCAUAUGCUUGGCUGAUUAUAACGACUCUGAUUUGCUCCGGUUGUUGCCGGACUGCGGUCAUCUCUUUCAUUUGACCUGCGUUGACCCCUGGCUACGUCGGAAUCCCACGUGUCCUAUUUGCCGGAACUCGCCGAUUCCGACUCCGUUGACCACUCCCUUGGCUGAGGUUAUUCCCUUGGCCUCCCGUCGAGGUUGAAAUUUCUCUAUAUAAUAAUUUCAAGGCUUACUUUUUCUUUUUUUUUUUACAAUUUUUUAUUUUUAUUCUUUUUACUAGAAUUUUAUGUAAAUGAAUAGAGAUUUGUUUCCAGUUUAAUUUUCCAUCAAGGAUAUUUUUUUUAAAUGUGUUUGCUUAUGGGUCAAAAUGAUUUACAUGCAGGGAUGAUC